Messenger RNA from Diaporthe amygdali, 297 nucleotides. RefSeq lists its product as uncharacterized. The record is from RefSeq and is a predicted model, not a curated record. The transcript has a single exon. The coding region runs from base 1 to 297 and encodes 98 amino acids. Lineage: Eukaryota; Fungi; Ascomycota; Sordariomycetes; Diaporthales; Diaporthaceae.
AUGAGCGACUUGCCCAUGUACGAUCCCGAGACUGAUGCCAAUCAGGCGCCAGGCGAGCCGUUCGUGGCACAGAGCCGUGCCACAAUGCUGGGCCGGGCCACAUGGAAGAACAGGGGCGCGGGCAGGCACAAGCGGGGAUAUCGUGACAGCUUUGGCUGCAUGUGCAUGAAUAUGAGGGAGGCGAUGAGUGUCCCAAAGGACGGGAUGCCCACGAAGGCUCGACCCUGGCGGAACUCGUGCAACAGAUCCGACCCGAGGACCAAUUUGCCAGUCCCAUCAUUGAAAGUGGCUCAGUGA